CUCAUACAUGCUACAAAGACAUCAAGGGAUGUGGAUAGCAAAAGCCCGUCUAGAAAAAGAUCUGUGCGCACUAGUUGCUGUGCAUCACGUUGGAAAGGCUGUCAUUAUAAUAUGAACAUAUCUCCCAGAGUCUACGCCUAAUUGGGACACCUUACUAUUGGAUUUUACUUUGCCUUUGAUAAGCCUACCGUCCAAGAGACAAACAUGUAAACAGAACAAAACAUCUUAAUAAACUUUGCAAUAAUGGGAAAUUAUAAACAAAUGAACAAGGAACAGAUGAGGAGCCAACCAGUCACUUCACCGAUGUCUGGUACUGGAUAAUAAGCAGUGUUUUUAGGCUCCAGGUGAAACACACUAUGCAAACAGAGCGACGGAGCAUCGUAUAGUUCCAACAUAUUCGUUUCACAAAAGUACAUAGAACUACGUAGAAAACGGAGCUUGUGUAAGGUGGUGAGUUUACGCAUGAAUGAUGGAGGACCUUCUGCGAGACCAAGACUUGUGGGCAAUUAUAAAUGAUUCAUGGACCAACUCGAGUCGCGGUGGAAACGAGACCAGUACUGGGAACCAGUCCAUCGUGAACCCCUUGAAGCGGAACGAGGAGGUGGCCAAAGUGGAGGUGACCGUUCUUGUCCUAGUUCUGCUGCUCGCGAUGGUCGGUAACAUUUGCGUCCUUUUGGCUAUCCAUACGAGCAAGCACAGCCACUCUCGGAUGUAUUACUUCAUGAAACACCUCAGUAUUGCGGACCUGGUGGUGGCAAUCUUUCAGGUCCUCCCGCAGCUUAUAUGGGACAUUACAUUCCGCUUCUACGGGCCGGACUUACUGUGCAGGCUGGUGAAGUACCUACAGGUUGUCGGGAUGUUCGGGUCGACCUACAUGCUUGUUCUAAUGUCCAUAGACAGAUGCUUGGCGAUAUGUCAGCCGCUUCGCUCUCUGCACAAGAGGAAGGACCGUUUUUAUGUGAUUGCCUCUUGGAUGCUUAGUCUGAUUUUCAGUACCCCUCAAGUGUAUAUAUUUUCGUUGAGGGAGGUGGGCAACGGAGUUUAUGACUGUUGGGGAGACUUCGUGCAACCCUGGGGCGCCAAGGCGUACAUUACAUGGAUUAGUCUUACAAUCUACAUAAUUCCAGUGGCUAUCCUAAGUCUUUGCUAUGGCCUGAUAAGUUUUAAAAUAUGGCAAAACUUUAAAAUGAAAACCAGACGGGAUCAGUGUAUGUCUCUGACGCCGCGGGAGUACAAAGGCGCAGCGCUCUCUCGAGUGAGCAGCGUGAAGCUCAUAUCAAAAGCGAAGAUCCGAACUGUCAAAAUGACUUUUGUCAUAGUCCUAGCUUAUAUUGUUUGCUGGACUCCUUUUUUCUUCGUACAAAUGUGGUCGGCAUGGGAUCCUGCUGCACCCAGAGAAGAUGUGGCGUUUAUCAUUGCCAUGUUACUGGCCAGCCUGAACAGCUGCUGUAACCCGUGGAUCUAUAUGUUCUUCGCUGGCCACCUGUUUCACGACCUGAUGAGGUGCUUUGUCUGCUGCUCCUCACAGUACCUGAAGGCCUCACGGUGCGGAGGAUUUGACCACCAGCAGAGCCGCAGGAGCAUUUCCACCUACGUCGUCAAGGACCAUAGCAGUCAGAGGAGCGUCACUCACACCUCCAGCACAUGAGGAGUGAGGACCAUGGAGGAGAUGAGUUGGGGUGGGACAGGUUCUCCCUACCCCCGAAAGCCAUUCUUUAUACCAGUCAGAGGAGCAUCACACAGCCCUUCAGUUCAUAAGGACCAUGGGAACACCAGAAGAGGCCUGGUGUGAGGUACUCUCUAACCUUCAAUGACCUUCUCCAUCACACAGACUCUAGAGGAGUACCAUGAGAGGAGAGGGGGGUGGUCGGGGACCCUCUACCCCCUAAUGGACUUAAGCCCUAUUCGCACUGGACUAGUAUUACUAUAGAACGUCAGUUAUGUAAUUAUUACCCUAGAAUGUCUGUUUUUCCAGUGGACGAUUCAGACAGGAUUAGUUUUACCAUCUGCCCCCUGUAUUUUUUUUCUCAUUCAUAUGAUGGAAGCCUGGAGGCUGUUCUAGGCAUGAAGAUAUUUAAUCUCGUCUAGGGAUAGGUCUCUUCAGGAUAUCUGGCCACCCUCAGUUCGAAAGUCAAAAUAAUAUCAAUAAGAACCAUGAACUGUGUACAGAUAUCUAAUUAACUAACAUAUUUGACAAUUUAUUAUUGAAUGGGCACAAUAUCAUCUGGGCAUAGGGGAAGUUGAUAUAUGACAAAACAGGUCAUUCAUUUGUAGGCUACGUGUAUAGCACUUUGUUUAAAGCAUCAAUUUGUUCCCAUGUUCUUCCCAAACUGCGUGCAGCACCUAUUAAACUCUGUAAUAUCCCUCAAAACACAGGGAUGUCGAUUCACACGGGAUAAGUAGAUUUUUGGGGUUGGAAUAAUAACCUCCCCACCAAGUAAAAAUGACUGGCAUGGCAGAUUCGGAUGGGACUAAAUUUAUGUUGUUUUGUACUCGUGCAUUUAAUUACAUUACCCUAUCUACCCCAGUGAAACGAAUCCUGUCUGAAUAGGGAUUUAGACCUUCACCACACAGACCUUCACCACACAUACCUUCACCAUCAUCCAGGGAAGUAGAGUUUGUCUGGGCCAGGUACCAGCCAGAGGAGCAUCACACAGACCUCCAGCACAUGAUGACCAUGGAGAGAGGUUGAGUUGGGUAUUCUCUAAACCUAAUAGACCUUCUUCAUGUAAGGUUGGAGGGGGGCCAGGUACUCUCUAAUCAAGACAUUCAUCCAAGGCCGCAGAGUUGGGUUGGACAGGUACCCUGUAAGCCAAAAAGAGACCUUCUGCGUGCAAAGAUCUGCAGUGGGGUUGGCCAGGUACUCUCUACUCCUGACACAAACCUUCAUCGUGUAAAGAACAGGAGUGGGUGGGCAGAUACCCUGUAAGAAACCUUGAAAGAUACCCUCAACAUUUGAGAGACAGGACUGGGGUGGCCAGAUACCCUGAAAGACACCUUAAGAGAGACCCUCAACAUUUAAGGGACAGGACUAGGGUGGCCAGAUACCCUGAAAUAAACAUAAAAAAAGACUCUAAACAUUUAAGGGACAGGACAUGGAGUGGCCAGAUAUCUUAAGAGACUUACAUCAUGCAAAGCCCCACAGAAGGUUGUCCAGGAUGUACCCUCUACCCCUCACAUAGGUCACCAUGUAACACCCAAAGGAGGAAUCCAUUACGUAACUCUCCACUCCACACAGAAUACUCAAGCACUGGAAGUGGGUUAUCUUAACAUGGUCAUUUUGGGGGUGAACUUGUGUCUCUAUCUCCAUGGCACACCCUUUCACGACCAUCCACUAGUGAUUUCACUAUAUCCAUCGUGUCCCUCUAGAAUAGAUUAUCACCCCCCACACACACACAGUUAAUUAAGCUCCUACUGUAGUUACACUCUCCUGCACUUUAACCAAAAUCCCUCUAAAAUGUAAAUUGUAUGUGGAAUAUAUUUAUUUUGCCCUUAGGUUCUGUCAAGUUAUGAUAUACCUUUGUAGCACAGAUAUACAUUUCUGGUUUUAUUUCAGUUCUACAGAGUAUACAGCUGUGGAUCAGGUUGUCAGUCAGUGUGUUACCAUAACUCAAAUGAUUUAUUCUUUACCUGUAUGUCCUUUUUUCAGGAAAAGACAUACAGGCAGGCGCAACCUUUUCCCCUCCUUCCUCUUCCCCAGCAAAAAGGUUGUAUUGGAUUCUUAUUAUGUUUUCUAACACCUGAUAUACAAUUUGUUUCUACACACAGCUCUGUGACUCUAAAUAUUUCUCAGGUCUAGGUAGAGAGCAGAGCUUUUUAGCAGAGCUUGUUCACAACAAGCUGACCUUUCAGUCACCACAAUAACAAAAUGGGAAAUAGAAAUAGAAUGAAGUUUCACAAACCUAUUGUCUUGGUGACCUUACUGCUCAGUCAAGGAUAUUGCAUUGUUAUUGAUCUCUACACAGAGAGAUGUUAGAUUAUAUUGCCUAUAUCUUCAGACCAUGGAGGGGAUAUUAAAGACUUUAUUGUUUAUUGACUUUAUUGUUAUUUUUCUAAGGCCGUGUGUCCCAAAUGGCACCCUAUUCCCUACAGUGCACUACAUUUGACCAGGGCCUAUAGGGUUCCGGUCAAAAGUAGUGCACUAUAUAAGGAAUAAGGUGCCAUAAAAUGUAUUCGAUAGACAAAUAACAAUGAAGUAUCUUUGAUAUCCCCAAAGCUACAGGCAUACUGUAGCUUUGUAAAAUUAGAAAAUGUGGACUAAAUUUUAAAUGUGCUCCAACACUAUUGGCUGUGUCUUUCUUCUUUGUCAUUGUGUGAGUGAUUAGAUAAACGCAGAUGUUAAUUUGUGUAUAUAUGUAUCCUCUCAUUCACAUUCACCUUUCCGAUUUAUACCUAACUGUGGUCACAAUAUAUUCAGAAAGUAAAGAUUCUCCCUUUGUAUCAACAAUUUAUUUGAAUGUAAGUAUAUUAAAUGUAUCACUAAUGUAUGAUAAAAAAAUAAAAAAAACAUUUGUGUCCAAAA
Molecule: messenger RNA, 4522 nt
Organism: Oncorhynchus mykiss (rainbow trout)
Lineage: Eukaryota; Metazoa; Chordata; Actinopteri; Salmoniformes; Salmonidae
Product: oxytocin receptor B
Biological process (GO): positive regulation of vasoconstriction; regulation of systemic arterial blood pressure by vasopressin; G protein-coupled receptor signaling pathway
Cellular component (GO): plasma membrane
Molecular function (GO): oxytocin receptor activity; peptide binding; vasopressin receptor activity
Source: RefSeq, a predicted model, not a curated record